This is a messenger RNA of Abrus precatorius (Indian licorice), 1257 nucleotides long. RefSeq names its product serine decarboxylase 1-like. NCBI's taxonomy places the organism in Eukaryota, Viridiplantae, Streptophyta, Magnoliopsida, Fabales, Fabaceae. Gene Ontology annotation, molecular function: carboxy-lyase activity; pyridoxal phosphate binding. Gene Ontology annotation, biological process: carboxylic acid metabolic process. Bases 1 to 1257 code for a protein of 418 amino acids. The record is from RefSeq and is a predicted model, not a curated record. The transcript is spliced from 5 exons.
AUGAGCCUUGCUAUCACCAAAGGCAACGGGGAGACAAAGGCCAAUUUGGCUGAAAUAAUUACUCACUACGUGGGGACACUCAAUCAAAACAAAUUGCAUUUUCUGGGUUAUCCGACUAAUCUGGACUUCGACUAUGAUGCACUGAAACCCUUGUUGCAUUUUCACCUAAAUAAUGCUGGUGAUCCAUUUAUACGGAGCAGUUUUAGUCUAAAUUCAACAGAAUUUGAAGUUUGCGUGCUUGAUUGGUUUGCCAACCUAUGGAAGAUAAAUAGGGAUGAGUAUUGGGGAUAUGUCACAACUGGUGGAACUGAAGGAAAUCUUCAUGGGAUUUUAUUGGGGAGGGAAAAAUUUUCUGAUGGGAUUCUAUAUACGUCACAGGACUCCCAUUAUUCAAUAUUCAAAAUAGCAAGGAUGUAUAAAAUGCAAUGCGUGAAAGUUGGCACGUUGGUCUCUGGGGAGAUUGAUUACACUGAUUUGAAGUCUCAACUUGCUCACAAGGACAAGCCAGCCAUCAUCAAUCUAAAUAUAGGAACAACUAUGAAAGGAGCUAUUGAUGACAUUGAUCAUGUACUACAAACACUUGAUGAAAGUGGCUUCCAUCGUGAUCGAUUCUAUAUUCAUUGUGAUGGAGCCUUAUUCGGAAUAAUGCUACCAUUUAUUAAAGGAGCUCCAAAGAUUACCUUCAAGAAGCCCAUUGGAAGUAUAACCAUUUCUGGCCAUAAGUUCUUGGGCUGCCCAAUUCCUUGUGGUGUUAUGAUAACACGUUUAGAACACAUCAAUGCCUUAUCAAGACAUGUUGAAUACAUUGCUUCAAGGGAUGCCACAAUCACAGGUAGUCGUAGUGGGCAUGCUUCAAUCUUCCUUUGGUAUGCUCUCCAAGAAAGAGGUUUAAUAGGACUCAAAAAACAAGUAGAGGAGUGUCUCCUGAAUGCACGCUACUUCUAUGAUCAACUGCGUAAACGUGGCAUUGGUGCAAUGCUGAAUGAAUUUAGUAAUACAGUUGUCUUUGAAAGGCCUCUGGAUGAAGAAUUUACACGCAAGUGGAAUUUGGCUUGUAAGGGUAAUAUUGCACAUGUGGUUGUGAUGCAGCAUGUUACCGUCGAAACCAUAGACUCCUUUGUUGUUGAAUUUACUAGAAAGCAACUCAUUUGUUUAGGAGAAACGUUCAGAAAGCCUCCAUGCAUUGCAAAGGACAUUGGUGCUAAAAAUUGUGCUUGUGCAUUGCAUAGUUCAUACCCAUGGGGAGAAAUGAUUUGA